This is a messenger RNA of Wasmannia auropunctata (little fire ant), 484 nucleotides long. RefSeq names its product small integral membrane protein 12-B. Bases 102 to 350 code for a protein of 82 amino acids. The record is from RefSeq and is a predicted model, not a curated record. The transcript is spliced from 2 exons. NCBI's taxonomy places the organism in Eukaryota, Metazoa, Arthropoda, Insecta, Hymenoptera, Formicidae.
AGUUUGGAAUAAACCGCGUGACUUUACGGGUUGGCUAGCCUGUUUAGAAAAAAAUGUUUACAUAACCUGCACGAAAAGAAUUUCAUUUCCCGCUUGAGAAAAUGUGGCCCCUGAUAGUGAGGUCCCUGGGCCAAGUCGGUAAAUACGUUACGCUUCCUAUCGUGGCUGUCAUCGGAUUUGUCGGAUACAACGUGGAGGGAUGGAUAUCCGAUCGUUACACACCCGCGACGAAGCCCAUUACGCAGCAGCGGCAGGAGAGGCUGCUGCAGGAGAAUAUUUCCGGCUCCUCGGCUAUCAAGAAGAAACACAAUCCUUUGGAAGUUAAUCUCUCGCCGUCGUUGUCUAGUUAGGUGUGAUUAUGUGCGCUUUAUUAUGCGCCGCAAUUCCAAUAUGAAAAAAAUAAUGAUUACAACACUUACAUAAAGUCUGAAUAAAUUUAGCUAAUUAUACAUUAUAUUAUAAAAGAUUAUGUUUGAGGAUGUAA